Colletotrichum chrysophilum is the source of this 1260-nucleotide messenger RNA. RefSeq lists its product as uncharacterized. The transcript has 6 exons. NCBI's taxonomy places the organism in Eukaryota, Fungi, Ascomycota, Sordariomycetes, Glomerellales, Glomerellaceae. Gene Ontology annotation, molecular function: adenylosuccinate synthase activity; nucleotide binding. Gene Ontology annotation, cellular component: cytoplasm. The record is from RefSeq and is a predicted model, not a curated record. Gene Ontology annotation, biological process: 'de novo' AMP biosynthetic process; IMP metabolic process. The coding region runs from base 1 to 1260 and encodes 419 amino acids.
AUGCCAAUGCUUUACCUCGCCAUCAAUGGCCCCAGCCAGCAGGGCGAGCGCGCCGAAUACACCCUGGAAUACGCGUACACGCACCGGCCCCAUUGGUCCGGCCACACCGUCAUCGCCAACGGUGUAAGCUACGACUUCCAUCUUCUUCCUUCCGGCCUCCUCCACCCCCAGGCCAUUUGCCUCAUCGGCUCCGGCGCCGUUGUCCAUGUCCCCACCUUCUUCAAGGAGAUGGCCGACCUCGAGGCCAAGGGCCUCAAGAACAUCCGCGACCGCCUCCUCGUCUCCGACCGAUGCCACAUCAUCACCGACUGCCACAUCCAGGUCGACGGCCUCGAGGAGCAGGAGCUCGGCGGCAACAGCAUUGGCACCACCAAGCGCGGUAUUGGCCCAACCUACAGCACCAUGGCCGCCCGCAACGGCAUCACCAUCAGCGAGAUGUUCGACGAGGAGGUCUUUGAGCGCAAGUUGCGCCAGCUUGCCACCGGCUUCAAGAAGCGCUUCGGCGACCUCUUGGUCUACGACAUCGAGGACGAGAUCAAGCGCUUCAAGCAGUACAGAGAGGACCUGAGGACGUUUGUCGUUGACGCCGUCCCUAUCAUGGCCGACGCGCAGGCCAAGAACACCAAGAUCCUCGUCGAGGGUGCCCAGGCUGUCAUGCUUGACCUGAACUUCGGAACCUACCCCUUCGUCACAUCAUCAAACACUGGCCUCGGCGGUGUCUUCACAGGUCUCGGCCUCAACCCCCGCAAGAUCAACCACAUCGUCGGUGUCGUCAAGGCCUACACCACCCGCGUCGGCGGCGGUGCCUUCCCCACAGAACAGCUCAACGAGGUCGGCGAGAAGCUCGGCAAGAUCGGCCACGAGAUCGGUGUCUCCACGGGCCGCUCCCGCCGUUGCGGCUGGCUCGACCUCGUCGUCGUCAAGUACUCGGCCAACCUCAACCACUACACCGCCCUCAACCUCACCAAGCUCGACAUCCUCGACACCUUCCCCACCAUCAAGGUCGCCGUCGCCUACAAGGACAAGGAGACGGGCGAGGAGCUGCCCUCCUUCCCCGCCGACCUCAAGACGCUCGAGAAGGCCGAGGUCGUCUACAAGGAGCUCGAGGGCUGGAACACGCCCACCACCGGCGCCAAGACGUACUUCGACCUGCCCAAGCAGGCGCGCGCGUACAUUGAGUUCAUCGAGGAGUUUGUUGGUGUCAAGUGUGUCUGGAUUGGCACCGGUCCCAAGAGAGAGGACCUCAUCUCCCGCGUUUAA